UCAUGGUAACAAUAAUGAUUACUAUUAUCUAUAGGCAAGAGGACCCAAGAAACACAUGAAAAGAAUUACAGCACCAAAGAGUUGGAUGCUCUCAAAAUUAGGAGGAAAUUGGACAACAAGACCAUCAUAAGGACCCCAUAAAUUAAGAGAAUCAAUCCCAUUAUCUAUUAUAUUGCAACAUAAACUUAAAUAUGCUUUGUAUGCAAGAGAUGUCUAAAUGAUUCUUGCUGAUAAGGAUGGUAAUAUUAAAGUUGACGGAAAAGUAAGAACUGACUUUGGAUAUCCAGUUGGUUUAUUAGGUAUAUAUAUAUAAUUAAUGACUCAGAUGUCAUUACAAUUGACAAAACAAGAGAAAGUUAUAGAGUAUUAUAUGAUGUCUCAGGAAAAUUCAUAUUAAAAUCAAUCAAACCAGAUGAAGCCAAAUUCAAGUUAGUCAAAGUAACAUAAAAGAAAGUUGGACCAAACAAUGUUCCUUAUAUUGUUACUAAUGAUGCUAGAACCAUUAGAUACCCAAAUCCUGAAAUUCAUGUUAAUGACACAUUAAAAAUUGAUUUAGAAACUGGAAAAGUUGUUGAUUUCUUAAAAGAAGAACCAGGUAAUAUAUAAAUAUAUAAUUUAUUAAGGAAAUUUAUGUUAUAUUAUUGGAGGUAAUAACAUUGGAAGAGUUGGUCUCAUUUAACAUAGAGAAAGACAUCUUGGAUCAUUUGAUAUUGUCCAUGUUAAAGUAUAAAUUAAUAAAGAUUUAUUAGGAUUCAAAUGGUAAACACUUCUCUACAAGAAUCAAUAAUAUCUUUACAAUUGGAAAAGGAAAGAAAUCCUUAAUUUCACUCCCAGAUGAUAAUGGUUUGUAUUUGACAGCUCUUGAAAAGAAAUAAGCUAGAGAACACCAAGAAGAAACCAAAUAAUAAUGAUC
Paramecium pentaurelia is the source of this 913-nucleotide messenger RNA. The record is from the annotation of a GenBank genome assembly. NCBI's taxonomy places the organism in Eukaryota, Ciliophora, Oligohymenophorea, Peniculida, Parameciidae.